This is a messenger RNA of Phyllopteryx taeniolatus (common seadragon), 3610 nucleotides long. RefSeq names its product anti-Muellerian hormone type-2 receptor-like. The transcript is spliced from 12 exons. Gene Ontology annotation, molecular function: transforming growth factor beta receptor activity; ATP binding. Bases 156 to 1688 code for a protein of 510 amino acids. NCBI's taxonomy places the organism in Eukaryota, Metazoa, Chordata, Actinopteri, Syngnathiformes, Syngnathidae. The record is from RefSeq and is a predicted model, not a curated record. Gene Ontology annotation, biological process: protein phosphorylation; cellular response to growth factor stimulus; BMP signaling pathway. Gene Ontology annotation, cellular component: signaling receptor complex; plasma membrane.
GUUUGUGUGUGGUGGUGCAGGUGUGCGCUUGUGGGAGUGAUACUGGGACGUGUGGGAAACUCCCCUCACAUUCCCAUGACUGAUUGAGGGGGAAAAAAAAGAAAAGACAAUCUCACACAGCCUUGCUCAUCGGCCAGUCCGGGCUCCGAGUGACCAUGUUCCUGCGCUGCUUGCCCCUCUUCCUGCUGGUGCUGGAAUGCAUCGCUCCUUGUGCCUCGAGCCAGUCGCCAGGUGAGAGGAGGCAGUGCGCUUUCCAGGUCUCACCGCAGAACAACAAAUACCUGAAGGCGGGCAACGUGAGCGGCUCGGUGCAGGUGUGCGAGCACACGGACUGCUGCGUGGGCUACUACAUUGCCGUCCACGGACGACUGCAUGUUGACGUCCUUGCUUGCGAUGUCACUGAAAAGUCUUGCCCGGAUGCCACCUGCGAGGCGCAGACGCGCUUUAACAAGCAGGUGGUGAAGUGUGUGUGCAGCGCGCACCUCUGCAACCGCAACCUCACCUGGAGCGAGGAGCCGGAAGAGCCAGUGCCCUCGACCUCCGUGGAUGAAACAUGGGUCGUCAUUGUUGCCAUUGUUCUGGUCCUGUGCCUGGUGGUUGUGGCCGUGCAAUUGAGAUGUCUCUCGCACCACAAAAGGUUAAAGUCUGGAGAUCGACUUGUUUGUUUGACUCGUCGCUUGUGUUUGGGGAUGUUACUUCCUUCAGUCACAUCUUCAGCAGAGAACCCCCAAGCUUCUCUUAGUAUCUCUCCAAUGUGUCCCUGUCAAACAAUGCACACGUCCCAGAUCGACGUCACUGAUGUUCAACUGCAGCAGAUCGUGGGCCACGGGCAUUUUGCCACAGUGUGGCGAGGCACGUAUCAAGGAUCUGCGGUGGCCGUGAAAGUCAUCCCCGCCGCCGCGAAGCAUGCGUUCAUCUCUGAGAAGGAAGUCUACGAGCUCCCGCUAAUGAAGCACGCCAGCAUCAUCCACUUCCUGGGUGCUGGGAGAAGAUCGGACGACGGAAACUGGCUCCUUGUCUUGCAAUUUGCAGAAUAUGGCUCUCUGCACUCCUUUCUGCGUCUGAACACCAGCAGCUGGCCAACAUCACUCAAGCUGUGCCUGUCUUUAUCACAGGGACUCUCCUAUCUCCACUCGGAUCUGCACACCCAAGAAGGGCACAAACCGCCUGUGGCCCACAGAGACCUCUGCAGCUUCAACGUGCUCGUCCAGGCAGAUGGCACCUGUGCCCUGUGUGACUUCGGUAACUCCACCAUCCUGCGCUCACACUCAGGCCAUCGCCAAAUGGGAAACGCAAUGAGUCACGCUCAAACACCAGGCACCCUGUGCUACAUGUCCCCCGAGAUCCUGGAGGGUUCUGUAAACCUCAGCGGCUGGUGUCUGCACGGGGACAUCUACGCUUUGGGCUUGGUGCUCUGGGAGAUCUGCAUGCGCUGCUCCGACUUGUUUGAAGACGGCGCAGUGCCACAACACCUCCUACCUUAUGAGCGUGAGCUGGGCGGCCUGUUGACAUGGGAAAGCCUCACCGUCCAUGUGUCUCACAAGGAGAUAAGACCCUCCAUACCCGAGCAUUGGCAGCUGCUGAAACAGGGGCCAGCGCUGCAGGAUCUUCUCAGAGAAUGCUGGGACUUGGACCCGGACGCCCGGCUGACUGCUGAGUGUGUCAUGGACAGAUUAGUCUCCCUUUAGUCACUUUAAUUGCAAAAUAUGUUUUACUUUUACUGAAGUAUUUUUGUUAAGAAGAAAUGCUACUUUUACUCCAUUACAUUGAACUGCAUUCCGAUCGCUACUUUUAUUUAUUUUUUUUAAAUCUAUUAUUGCUUGUUUGAGCUAUUUAUUUUGGUUUGUCCGCGACUUCUGUCACAUGACUCUGUUUCACCAAUCCAACAAACAAACACUAGCGACGUUUUAUAUCAUUUCGCCAAUCAAAUGCAGCAUGGCAGUUAGUUACAUUACCGCACACAAAGUCUUCAAGUUUUCAAAGUGGCUAAUUUAUGUGAAGCCUGGCAGAAAUAACGGAGGAAAAACAACAAUUUUCCUUAAUUCAUGUUGUUUUGUAAAUGUUUAAUUUAUUAUUAUUUUAUAUAAAGUGAUAUUGUUGGGCAAUAUCUGAAUUUGCACAUAUUUUAUAUUUUUGUCUACUUGACAUUCAUGCUCUGAUUAAAAAAAAAUUGAUCAAUAUGAUAUCUAAUAACGUGAUGUUAUACUGCAAAACAAGUUAUUAUACAGUUAAGUGUCUUAUAAUUACGAUAUAAAGCGCCAAAAGCAAACAUGGUCGCUCAGUAUGGUUCCCCUUGUGUCACGUGAUGUGUUUUUGGGAUGCCGUAAAAGCUUAAGAAUCCUUGGUUGACAAUCUGUAUGUACAGCCCAUAACGCAACAUGACACUACCCUUUAUUAAUUAACAGAAAUAAGCGUGAAUAAGCCGAUAACUCGUGGUCGGCUAUUGACUUCCAUGGGCUUUCUGCCAACCCAUUUGGUGACGCACCCAUUGGUCGAUUUGAAAGGCUCCUUCAUUUUGUGUGGAAAAAUAGGCCCCAUUAUUUGAAGAAAACUAUUGCUAUGAAUCCUUAUGAAAUGGGAGGGCUUAACUUCCUGGAUUUCCACACAUGAAUAAUACUUUCAAGGUGAAUUAGAUAAAACAAAAUCUGGAAUAUUAUUCCUCACCAUGUAUUGACUUUUUUCUUGUAAGCAAUUAUGACAUUGAUAAAGUCCCUCCUAAGAUGUCUGCUUUUCACCGUCAGGCAUUUCUUUCAUGGUCUCUCAUAUAUAAGCAUCCAUCCAUGUUCCAUAGAGAUAUUACAACAUUGCCUUAUGUUAUUCCACAUUGGAAUAGGUUUGUGGAUGAUAUACCAUGGAAAAAGGGUCUGGCUCUAAACUAAUUACGAAUAAAGUUAGAGAAACAUUUUUAAAGCUGAGCCAUCAUUUCUAUCCAGGUAAAUGUUAUAUAAACAAGAGAUUUAAGAAAAGAUAUUGAUGUGAACUGUAGCUUUUGUAAUGAAUACGCUCAAACAGUUGUCCACCUAUUUUGGUACUGUCCAUAUGUUAAUCCUUUUUUUUUUGGGGGGGGGGGGGCAAAAACUAUGUGAUUUUAUUCACAAUAAUGUUGAAAGGAAUAUGGUACUCACUUGGAAGAAUGUAUUGUUUGACCUCUUUGAAGAUAUAUUUUUUUAAAGAAAUUCUAGUUACUUAAUAAAUCUGUUAUUGCUUAUGUCUAAAUAUCACAUUCAUUGUUGUGAAUACAUUGGAAGAAAGCCAUGUAUUACUGCUUUCUAUAAUGAGUUCAGACAGUCAUUGACAUUGACAUGUCAUUAAGUACUUUAACAAACAAAAAUCUCUGAAAACAAUUGAGUCUUGCAUUGCUUUAAACGUAUUUAUAUGAACAAAUGUGUCCCUAGCAUGCUAUAAAAGUAGAUGUUUUUUUUUUUUUAAUUCAUUUUUAAAAUGUAUUUGUUUUGGGUUUUUAUUUCGUUCCUUGUCCUUUCUGUGUUCAUGGUGAAUGACUUCUGUAUUUCUAUUGGUCACUGUCCAGGACUUGUUUUGGUUAAAUGUUUGGGUCUGUGCAUUUGUGUUGAAAGCAGUUAUCUAUUAUAAUAAAAGUGUGUGUGUGUUA